Ogataea philodendri is the source of this 630-nucleotide messenger RNA. RefSeq lists its product as uncharacterized. The coding region runs from base 1 to 630 and encodes 209 amino acids. The record is from RefSeq and is a predicted model, not a curated record. NCBI's taxonomy places the organism in Eukaryota, Fungi, Ascomycota, Pichiomycetes, Pichiales, Pichiaceae. The transcript has 3 exons.
AUGGUGGAAGCUGGAGCCUUGGCAAGAGAGAUUAUGGAUCCGGCAUGGGCAAUCAAUCUAGCUCCAACAAGCUCUCCAACCAAUGAAGUGAGAUUAGGAGCAAUGGCCUUCAUUCUCGACGAAAGUACCCAUAGAAACCUCAGCAGCAGCCUUGACCUGGGCCUCGGCCUCCUCUGGCAAGAUCUCGCUGAAAUCGGUGGAGGCAGCAUUAGUUCUAACUCCCAUGGUCAAAAUCACUCUGGCAAAAGCAACAGAGUCAACAAUGAUCUUGGCGAGCUCAGGGAAAUGCCAUCCGUACCAUUCUUUACAUCUCAUAGCGUAGGUAUUCAGCUCCUUGUCGAGAUCGUCAAGAAGUGCGAUAGCUUGGACAAUCAUGACAUCAACCUUGUCGGCACUGAACUUAAGCUUGUGUCUGCCAAUAGAGUGGGCAAGACCAAGAGACAUGGUGGACAGGUCCUUGUCGGUCAUACCUGGCAACAGCUCUGGCAGAUACUCUCUAACAGCUCUGUAGAUAUCCAGAAAGAGGCUUCUUCAAGAGCAUUAGCGGCAGAACUGAACUUGGAAAAAGCUGCAAUCUUGAAUUGUUUUAACACCUUGUCGCUGCUGUUUAAAUCCUGGAUCAAACUUUGA